This is a messenger RNA of Diutina rugosa, 2328 nucleotides long. It is a transcript of the gene EXO84, whose product is annotated as exocyst subunit. NCBI's taxonomy places the organism in Eukaryota, Fungi, Ascomycota, Pichiomycetes, Serinales, Debaryomycetaceae. The record is from RefSeq and is a predicted model, not a curated record. The transcript has a single exon. Bases 1 to 2328 code for a protein of 775 amino acids. Gene Ontology annotation, biological process: Golgi to plasma membrane transport; exocytosis; intracellular protein localization. Gene Ontology annotation, cellular component: exocyst.
AUGUCUUACUCUAUAGAAAUCACUACUGGUUAUCACGUGAGCCGCACCGCGAUCAACAAAGUUUACGGCGACCCUUUGACUACCAUAGCCCCUAUGGACAAGUCGAAUUUCCGCAAGUCCCGGGCGGCGUGGGGGCUGCUAGCACCCCCUAGCAACAACCCCUACGCCCACAACAACGCCCUGCGCUCGCUGUUGGAGCUGAAACAACUGCGCACGCUGACGCUCAUGGUCCCCGGCCAGCUGAAGCGCCAGACCCGCCGGGCGCUGAUCCACGCCAGCGCCACCGCCCAGGCCCACGGCCGCCUGUUCUCGACGAUGCGAGGCGAGCUCCCGCCGCUUCCAGGUACUCCCAUGGCGGCAGCGGGGGCGAUGCCGGGGCUGGCCCGCCCUUUGGAAGACGAGGGCGUGGGGCUGAUUCUCGACCGCCUCGCCAAGGAACUCUCGACGGCGCUGGCAGCGGAGAUCGACGAGUUCAAUAAAGUGUUACGAAAGGAAGAGCAAUUGGUGUCGCAGCAGAUCAAGACGCUGAUCAACGAGAACCAGAAACAGAUCCUUCAGUUGACUCAGGAUUUACAGCAGAUUAAGCUUGAAUUGGGACAUUUGCGCACUCACCGUAAGGACUUAUGGGAAGCCCUCACUGACUUUAGAGAGUCGGCGGAGCGGCGGCUUGAAAUUGAACAGGAUUCGACCCCCACCCAUUUAAGCGUUAAUGGCGGGGGGCUUGCUGGUGGACGUGGCGGAGGAGACUUGGGCAAUAAGCGGAAAGACCGGCUGUCGGUGCUCGUUCUCCAGAAGAUGUGGGCGCUGGAGCUUCUGCUGUUGUUCAAACACGUCGAGGGGGCCAACAAGUACAUCGAGGCGAUCCCGGGACGCCACGUGCUCGCGGAGCUGGGGAGAUGGCACGAGGUCAACGUGGGGACGUGGAAGCCGGUAAAACCAGUGCACAUGUUCGUGCUCAACGACAUGAUCCUCAUGGCGACGAAAAAGCAGAACAUGGGUAAAGCCGAGACCCUGAAGCAAAAGCUCGUUGCUACGCACUGCUGGCCACUUUCCCAGGUGGAAUUUUCCCCCAUUGACGGACCCAGACUCGACGAAGACCAUAAGGUGUACUUGGUGAACAUUAAGCACAAACAGCUCAGUUACGUGUACCAGACGGACCGCCUCGACCACUUCCUCAAGAUCAACGAGGCGUUCAACAAGGCUCGCGACGAACAGACCCAGCUGGAACGCAUGGCGCGGGCAGCAGACAUGAAGCUGAGCCAAGGCGCCGACGCCUUUGAGGAGAAGCGCCAGUUGCGCCAGCUGGUGCGGAUGUCGACGAUGUUCAACUCCGACCAGAUUGCCCUGGCGUUGAGUAUGCAAUCAAACGGCAAACAACCAGGCCUAGCCGCGGCUCAACCGCAAACUCAGGCUCGCGGGAUGCUUGAAAACAUCAGUGCUCGAGUACACCAGCGAAAUCGCAACACCGGCGAGCGUCGUGGCGGUCCGCUGGCAGCGGCGCUGCCUUACUCACGCUAUAACCAACCGUUGGGACAGGGGGCGCUGUCGUUUACCGAACUUAAAGAGCUCGAAGAUAAGCUUGACGAUGUCGACGUCGAGAUUGCCCACAACAACUAUCCCGAUGCGGUGGGGCUUAUAUGCCACAUUCGUGACCGCCUUUUUGACGUUGAUGACCGCAAUAGUGCCACUGAAAACAACGAAGAAGUGAAGCUUUUGGUGGAGGUGGUGCGGCUUAAAAUUGACCUGCGCCAGGCUAAGGUGAUCCAAGGGUUAAUUUUCGACUUACAAAAUAACGUGGCGUUCUUGGGUGAAGACGAUAUUGAACGUAUCAUCGAGUACUUCGACACUUUUGAUGAAUUGAAGAAGGGGGUGAUCUACUACUUGAACGCGAUGCUGAACCACUUAUACGCCAUCGUGCUGCGGUUGACGGUGGAAGUCCAGGGGCUGACCAAAGUGGAUGUGGUGAACUAUCUCUCCAAUCUCGUGGUGAUCUACGUGCUGAUUAUCAAGCGGGUGAUCCUAGUGUACAACCGCAAAAUCAACCCCAUCCUUGUCCAGGACCCGGAGUCCCAGGUGGACUCGUCGGGCUUGAUGAACUGGUGUAUCGAGGAGAUGUCCAAGUUGGAAGCACUGGUGCGCAAGUACUUGGUGGGGUCGCUUGUGGAGGUCGUGGGCCACAAUGAGGUGACGGAUAUGCCUCAGUACGAAGUGAAAGACAAGACCCUUUUCGCGGAGUUCUUAUCGGUAUUGGCUCCUCAACUCCAACAAUUGAAGGAUGCUGGCGUAAAUGCCGACUUCAAGUUCGAAGACAUCUUGGACCUCGCUUAG